This is a messenger RNA of Kazachstania africana CBS 2517, 636 nucleotides long. RefSeq names its product DUP/COS family protein. The transcript has a single exon. Lineage: Eukaryota; Fungi; Ascomycota; Saccharomycetes; Saccharomycetales; Saccharomycetaceae. Bases 1 to 636 code for a protein of 211 amino acids. The record is from RefSeq and is a predicted model, not a curated record.
AUGACGCACUACUUUAAUGAGUUGUUUCAUCUGAAGACCUUUCAAAUACCCUUUGGUAUGCUAAUGUGCGCAGUCGUGCUUUCAACGUUCAGUAUACUAAUAUUCAAUAAUGGUGGCUUUGCAAUGCUUCUUUUUUUUAUUGCGCUAUUCUCAUCUCUUGGAACAGGCAUAACAUCCUUACUGACCUUCACUUCAGAUCUCACUAUAUCAUCAAAUGUGAGACUUUUCCAGUACAUUAUUGAAUACAGACCCAACAUUGACCCACAUGCCUGGAAUAUUAUUACUUCUAGCAUAAAUCUGUAUCUAUUUGAACAAGGAGAGUGGUCAACACCUUACCGUUUUUACGAUGGUCAAUCAACAUAUGCUUAUUUCAAAGGGAUGAUACUUAAACAAACAUCUUCCAAGCACCACAAUUCUCAGAUUGAAGGAAGGGAAGGUGAUAUUGAGAUGAAUUUGAUCAAUGGGAACAAUACUUCUGCUAUCAACAGUGUGAUUAGGAAGUACUAUGAAUUCCCUCCCUUAACUGAUGAUUUCGAAUUUAAAAAACUCCAAGAAAAAGCUACAGAGGCAUACAUCAAAUCGCUUGAUGAAUAUUGGAGAGCCCAAUUUCCUGAAGCCAACCAGUACUUCCCUUAG